UCCAGUGGACGGAGACCAAUAGAAAUACAAGUCAACUCAUAAAUUUGCUUAAUAAUCUAUGACUUGAUUGUUUUUUUUCUUCUUGAAAAAUUACUAAUACUACUGGGAAAUGUGAACGAAAACAGAAGGCCCAGAAAUUCAUAAGCAGUAUUAAGUGUUCUUCCUCAACAUGGCACCUCAACUCAUUUACCUCAUCGUUCUAUCACUCUUUGCAGUACUUGGAUCAAGUGCUCAACAUGACUGCCAAGUCGAAAAGUGCAGGCACCAUGGCCCUGCCAUCCGGUUCCCCUUCAGCCUUAAAGACCGCCCCCAACAGCACUGUGGCUACCCUGGCUUUGAACUUCACUGCACUCAAAAUGAUGACACGGUCUUGGAAUUACCUUUUCCGGUGAAGGCAUCCGUCAAGGACUCUAACCUUCCGUUUUCGGUUCAGUUUUCCAUUAAAGAAAUCGAUUACAAAAAUCAAUUAAUCGAGAUAUCUCAAGUCUUUGGCUGCUCUCCAGGAUUGCUUCCAAUUCUAAAUUUAUCCGCAUCUCCAUUCCAAUUCCUAGAUGAUUAUAGUUAUAACUUCACUUUAUUCAACUGUUCCAAAAUCAAGCGAGAUCUGGAGUUUCGUUUUGGUUUCAAUUUGGUAUCCUGCCUCAGCAGUAGGGAUUAUGACGUUUAUACGGUUUCGUCCGAUGAUUUCUUAUAUAAAUUGCCCCUACAAUCCUGCAGCAAGAUGUUUGACAUUCAAUCCAUACCUUGGGAUGUAUUUGAAAAUCUGUCCUCUUUUCAAUUGGAAUGGUCCAGACCAUCUUGUGGACAUUGCGAAUCCAAUGGCAAACAUUGUAGAUUGAAGAAUGACAGUUCAAUCUUGCCUGAUACUGAAUGCUACAGCAGCAAACCAGAAGGUCUUGUGGCAAAACUAAGAGUUGCAGGUGAAGUGCUUGGUCCUUUGCUUGCUGCGUUCCUUGCUAUUGCAUCAUAUUGGAUUUAUAGCUCAUACAAACUGAAAAAAGAGAGUGAUUUGAAAAUUGAGCAAUUCUUGGUGGAUUACAAGGCACUCAAUCCAACAAGAUAUUCGUAUGCAGACAUAAAAAGAAUCACAGAUAACUUUAUCGAAAAACUUGGUGAAGGAGGAUACGGAACAGUAUACAAAGGAAAGUUGUCUAAUGAUGUUUUUGUUGCGAUCAAGAUCCUCAAUAAUUCUAAAGAGAAUGGCGAAGAUUUCAUAAAUGAAGUGGGCACCAUAGGUAGAAUCCACCAUGUCAAUGUGGUUCGCCUGGUUGGAUAUUGUGCCGAUGGUUUUACACGAGCUCUGGUUUAUGAGUUUCUGCCUAAUGAUUCACUUCAAAAGUUUAUAUCUUCUGAAAAACAGAGGAGUAAGCUCGGGUGGGAGAAGUUGCACCGGAUUGCAGUGGACAUAGCCAAAGGAGUUGAGUAUCUUCAUCAAGGCUGCGAGCAAAGAAUCCUUCAUUUUGAUAUUAAACCAAACAACAUAUUGCUAGAUGACAACUUCAAUCCAAAGAUAUCGGAUUUUGGUUUAGCAAAAUUGUGUUCCAAGGAGCAAAGUAUUGUGUCCAUGACUGCAGCAAGGGGUACAAUCGGUUAUAUUGCGCCGGAGGUUUUCUCGAGAAACUUUGGGAAUGUUUCUUAUAAAUCAGAUGUUUAUAGUUUUGGGAUGUUGCUUCUUGAGAUGGUUGGAGGAUUGAAAAAAAAUGAUGUUGGUGGGCAGGACAAAAGUCAAGUUUAUUUUCCAGAAUGGAUUUACAAUAAAUUGGAGCACGGAGAAGAAAUAGCCAUCCAAAUUGAGAAAGAGAGCGACAAUAAGAUUGUUAGAAAACUAACUAUUGUGGGACUUUGGUGCAUUCAGUGGUAUCCGGUCGAGCGACCCUCCAUGAAAGUUGUAAUUCAAAUGCUUGAAUCGGAAGAAACUCCCUCCAUGCCCCGUAACCCAUUCACUUCCACGAAUGGAAUGCAGAAUGCAGCAAUUGCACGUGGUAGAAUAUUCAGCAGCGAACUUGAAAUCAUUUCAGAAUCUGAGUAAUGAAGUGAGAGCAUUUAAUACUGAAACUCUUUGACUGCUUCGUAAAUUUAAGAUGUGGUUUUACAAGUAGAAGUAUAUUACCCUCUCUGUGGCCAAUACUACAUAAUAAACAUGUACUAACUAUUUAAGAUCUCAGCAUCAUCUUCCUUUAUGUCGGCUCUAUUAUGGAUUAAAAACUAAAAUAUUUUGUCGUAGUUUUCAA
Molecule: messenger RNA, 2231 nt
Organism: Olea europaea var. sylvestris
Lineage: Eukaryota; Viridiplantae; Streptophyta; Magnoliopsida; Lamiales; Oleaceae
Product: rust resistance kinase Lr10-like
Exons: 3
Coding region: 170-2029 (619 amino acids)
Biological process (GO): protein phosphorylation
Molecular function (GO): polysaccharide binding; ATP binding; protein kinase activity
Source: RefSeq, a predicted model, not a curated record